AUGGCGCCUUCUAGAGGAUCAACGAGUACUACACCAUUGUCAAGAUCCAUAUCACGAUUGAGCGCUCCUCCGACUAGUGAGGAACAACAAUAUGCAGCAGAUCCAAUUAUACCUGUAACUCAAAUCAAGUCAAAUUUGACAUACGAAAGCAUACAGGAACAGGAAGACGGCCUUAUCCAACGAGGAAGGGGGAUGGAUCAAAUUACUGAAGGUGAAAAAGAUCAAGGAAAUCGAUCAACGUCAUUAUCGACUUCACAGACUUUCCCUUCUUCUUCCUCUUUACCCGCCGGAUGCUCAUAUGGACCUUUAAUCAAUCCGGAACUCCUACAGACGUUUAAUGUGAAACUAGAGACUGGAAUAUGGGAUGAAGAAAUCGAUAAAUAUAGGAUAUUAUGGGUUGAUUUCCCAUCCGCAUCACCUCAAAAUCCAUUUUAUUUCACUCAGACCAGAAAAUAUGGUAUAACUAUAGUUGCUACCUUAUUCACAUUGAUGACUUCUAUAAAUGUUGGUGCUUUUAGUAUAGGAAUGGACAGUUUGAUAAGGGAUUUGGACUGUACAAGGGAACAAGCAGCCAUCGGUUUGGGCAUAUACAACUUUGGUUUCGCUGCUACACCUCUGAUACUAGCUCCACUUUCAGAAGAAUUUGGUAGAAGAUGGACAUAUGUGGUCGCUGUGAUUCUUUAUCUCAUAUUUCACAUUAUGAUAGCUUUAGCUAAAAACUUGCCUACAAUGUUACUGGCUCGUUUAUUACAAGGUUGUUCAGGUUCCUGUGCGGCGACUUUAGUAGGUGGAACUAUAGCAGACAUAUACGUUCCUGCCGAUCGUGGAUUGCCAUCUGCAAUUUUCGCUUUUGCUGCUAUUGCAGGAAGUGGUAUAGGACCGUUCAUAUUCUGUUGGGUGGAAACAAAUCCCAAGUUACAAUGGCGAUGGAUAUGGUGGAUUCAGGCUAUGAUGAUUGCCGCUCUUAUCAUACCGAUCUUCUUGGUGAUGCGUGAAACCAGAGAGACUAUUAUUUUACGUCGUAGAGCUAAGAGAUUGCGUAAAGAGAGAGGAAUACAUGAUGGAGGGAGGUAUACGGCAAGAAGCGAAGUUCAAAAAGUCAAUUUCAUACAAGCUAUGACAUCGAGCUCUUUGAGAGCCAUUACUUUCCUGAUUGUCGAACCGAUCUUGUUGUUCUUCUCGUUGUGGAUGGGUAUAGGUUGGGGUGUGUUGUAUACCAUGAUCACCGGAUUAUCAUAUAAUUUCAAAGGUGUUUAUGGUUUCGAUACCAAUCAAGUUGGAUUAGCCUAUAUAUCAAUCACCGUUGGAGGAGUACUUGGAUUUGGGUUCAACUUUCUUCAAGAUGCAAUAUAUAGACGAAAAGUUGAAAAGAGAGGUAUUGAAGCUAGAUUAUAUGCUCCUAUGGUUGCUGGAUUAGCAUUGGCAGCUGGAUGUUUCAUUUUCGGUUUCACCAGUAUAUCCUCUAUUAGUUAUAUAGUACCUUGUUUCGGCAUAGUGAUAAUCAUCGCUGCGGUAUUCACAAUUUACAUUAGUGCUUUUGUGUAUAUCUCUGAAUGUUAUGGUUCAUAUGCUUCGUCAGCUAUUGCAGCACAAAGCUUUUUGAGGAACACUUUCGGCGGAGCAUUUACAUUCUUUACCCUUCAAAUGUACGAUGCUCUAACACCGAAAUGGACGACGUUUACUUGGGGAUGUGUAGCACUUUUAUUAGCAGCAGUACCAUUUGUAGCUUUUUACUUUGGACCUCGAUUGAGAGCAAGAUCUAAGUAUUCAAAACAAUUGAUGAAGGAAGAACAGGAAAAGAUCUUGAGGGAAAAACAGGUUCUGGAUGGUUUAGGAUGA
Molecule: messenger RNA, 1839 nt
Organism: Kwoniella shivajii
Lineage: Eukaryota; Fungi; Basidiomycota; Tremellomycetes; Tremellales; Cryptococcaceae
Exons: 12
Coding region: 1-1839 (612 amino acids)
Biological process (GO): transmembrane transport
Cellular component (GO): plasma membrane
Molecular function (GO): transmembrane transporter activity
Source: RefSeq, a predicted model, not a curated record